Pantherophis guttatus is the source of this 3990-nucleotide messenger RNA. RefSeq names its product C1q and TNF related 5 (gene C1QTNF5). The record is from RefSeq and is a predicted model, not a curated record. NCBI's taxonomy places the organism in Eukaryota, Metazoa, Chordata, Lepidosauria, Squamata, Colubridae. Gene Ontology annotation, cellular component: cell projection; plasma membrane. Gene Ontology annotation, molecular function: protein binding.
AGAGAGAGAGAGAGAGAGGAGGGAACCAAGUGGGGGGAGAAGAGAAGGCCGGCUGACGGAGCUCAUUAGAGGCCCAUAAGCAGCCAGCCGGCCGGUCGGAAAAUCCGUUCCUCCCAGGGAGAAGCAAGGAGAGAAAAACUCCAAAGGAAAACCAGGUCUCGGGAACAUGGAGCAGACGCGCUUCCUCUUUCUUUUCUUCCUCGCCCUGGCCAAGGAGGCGGCUCAGUUGGAAGACAACAAGAUCCCCAGCUUGUGCGCGGGGCAGCCGGGUCUCCCCGGGACCCCUGGAACUCAUGGCCACCAGGGUUUGCCCGGCCGGGAUGGACGAGAUGGACGAGAUGGGGCUGCAGGCCUGCAUGGAGAGAAGGGUGAAAUUGGCCAUCCAGGACUGACUGGCCCCCGAGGGGAGCCAGGCAGCCCCGGCACCAACGGACUCCCGGGUGAGAAGGGGGUCCAGGGAGAAUGUGCGGUGGCACCCCGUUCGGCCUUCACUGCCAAGCGCUCUGAGUCCCGCAGCCCGCCACUGCCUGAUGAGCCCAUCGUCUUCGACAUCAUCCUGAUUAACGAACAAGGCCACUACGACGGUAACACCGGCAAGUUCAUGUGUGAAAUCCCGGGGUUGUACUACUUUGCCGUGCACGCCACUGUCUACCGGAUGAGCCUCCAGUUCGACAUCAUGAAGAACGGCAAGGCAAUCGCCUCUUUCUUCCAGUUUUAUGGCAACUGGCCAAAGCCCACCUCCCUGUCUGGAGGGAGCCUGGUGCGGCUGGAGCCUGAGGACGAAGUCUGGGUGCAGGUGGCAGUGGGCGAGUACACCGGCUUCUACUCCAGCGUGAAAACAGACAGCACCUUCACCGGGUUCCUCGUCUACUCCUACUGGCAGAACUCCCCCGUCUUUGCCUGAGAGGCAGCCCAGGAAACGCUGGCAUCCUAAAGUCUCACAUCCUGGUCCUGGUUUGCGUCAACAGUCCCAAGACCCUUCUUGACUUGGGUGGGGGGUGCAACACCCUUCAACUGACCCCAUUGAGACUAGGAGAUAAGGAGCGGAUGUGCCUCCGUUAAUUCCUGGUAGCCCGGGUCACCGCUGAAAAGCCAAUACUUUUCUCUAGCAUCUCCCUAAUACAGAUAGUCCUCAACUUACGACCAAAACUUCCCGUCACUAAGCAAAGGGGUGGUUAAAUAGCUCACGUUCCAUCAUUUUACACCCUUUUGCAUCGCCGUUCUUUAGCAAAUCAUUGCAGGCCUAAAUGAUUCUUGCAAAUCGGGCUUCCCCCGUUUGUCAGAAAUGGGCUAGGAAAGUGGUGAAUGCUGGUCGUAUGUCCCCAGGAGGCUGCGACCGUUGCAAAUACACGCAUUGCCAAGAGCCUGAGCUUUGAUCCCAUGACCGUGAUAGAAUGAGGACCGAUUGUAAGUCACUUUUUUUUCAGCGCCAGUGUGACAGCCACUAAACAAAUGGUCGCAAGUCAAGGAAGGGAGCUCCAUUCCACCUCUUCCUUUCCUGACCUCAGAAGUCCUCCAAAGGGUGGACCUGAGUCUUUCAGCCAAUUCUUCAGCUCUCUCUCCUUGAAAAGAGGUUUAAUUUCCAAUCCCUCUUUGGCCAAGAGGCCCCCCUUCCUGAUUUCAGAGGUUUUUUUAGGGAGGAGUGCAGGAAGCGAAAUCCUCACGACAAUUAUGGAAAUCCUGGUGACCAAAGAGAGCUGUGCCCUCUGAACCCCAGGGGUACGGAUGGCGUUCUUUCCAAAAAGCUUUGGUUUGUGGCUCUCUCAAAAAGUGACCGUGAGAAAAAAAUUACAGAAGAUGUGAAGUAGGUGAUUCGUGAUGAUGAUGAUGUUAUCCAUUCAGUUGUGUCCAACUCUUGGGUGAUUCGAUGGGCCAAGAUUCUCCACAUCUUCUGAUCUUUCAUUAAGUACCGUACUUUUCGGAGUAUAAGACUUUUUUCCCCUCUAAAAGAGGGUGGAAACAUCGGUGCGUCUUAUAGACCAAAUACGGCCAUUUUUGACCUCCCGAAACCCUGCCCCACAUCAGAGGUGGGUUUCAGCAGGUUCUAACCAGUUCUGGAGAACCGGUAGCAGAAAUUUUGAGCAGUUCGGAGAACCGGUAAAUAUCAUCUCUGACUGGCUCCGCCCCCAUCUAUUCUCUGCCUCCCAAGUCCCAGCUGAUUGGGAGGAAAUGGGGAUUUUGCAGUAACCUUCCCCUGGAGUGGGAAUGGAGAUUUUACAGUAUCCUUCCCUUGCCAUGCCCACCAAGCCAUGCCACGCCCAACAAGCCACACCCACAGAACUGGUAGUAAAAAACUUUGAAUCCCACCACUGCCCCACAUGUCCCAUUUUUGCCAAAAACAGGCCCGUUUUUCGCAAAAACAGGAUGUGCAGAAGGUUCCGGAGGCCUGCAGAGUGCUCCUGGGGGCUGGGGAGAGCAAAGACAGGACCCGUGGGGGGUCCGGGAGGCCAAAAACAGGCCUGUUUUUUGCAAAAUUGGGACAUGCAGAGGGUUUUGGAGACCUGCAGAGUGCUCUUGGGCCGGGGAAGGCAAAAACCGGAAACACGGAGGCCAAAAACUAUUUUUUUUCCCCCUUGUUUUCCUCUUCAAAAUCUUGGUGCGUCUUAUAUUCUGAAAAAUACGGUAUAUUGAAUUACACCGUGUUUCCAUUUAAUUGAAAACAUCCAUGUCAAAUGAAAAAGCAAGCCAGGAGGUUCUUUUCAAUCUUGGCUCCACGCAUGUUUUGGAACGCCAUCUCCAGAAUGUGAUUCAAAGAAUUUGGCUGCUGGCCUUGACCAAGGUACGACCUGGCUUUAAAGCAAAGCUGCAUUCACAAAAAACACUUAACCAAACCUACACCGCAUGCAAACCUUGGUUGGGUUCUGCCCGUCUGCGCUUCUCCUAAUGUCUAUAUUGUGCCAGACGACUAGCCAUCUGGCUAGUCCACAGUUCCCAUGUUUUGCACUACCCCAAAAAUGGAUUAAUUCCAUGCUCACAUCAGCUGCUGGGGAGGAGUGGGCCUGUUCCCACAUUCUUCUCUCAGUGCGGUCUUGCAAGGACCAAAUCAGUGUUGGUAUUCAGCUGGUUCCAUCCGGUUCGGGCGAAUUGGUAGCAGCGGCUGUGGGAGACUCCACACACCCGCCCGGACGUCAUCACGUCCCAUUUUUGAUGCUCUGCGCACGUGCGCUCACAUUUGCGAACCGGUAGCGAAGGUAAGUGAAUACCAUCCCUGGACCAGAUGUGACCAUUCUCCCCUCCUCCCCUUCAAGAUGAAAUAAGAAAUUUAUUUCAACUCUCCCCCCCAAAGAGAGAAAGAUUAGCAAGUUCCUGCAGUCACUUUUGGUAUCCAGAAGAUGGACGGGCCAUCAUUAUCUCAGGUUAAUUUGCAUCUUCUGACAGCUACAAGAUAAAGGCUGGUUCAGAUAUUAAGUCAAAGUUGGCUUCAACCUCUCUUCUCCAGAAUCAAUGCUGGCUGGGGAAUUCUGGGAAUUGAAGUCCACUUGUCUUAAAGAUGUCAAGAAGUUGAGAAACACUGGAGUGGCUGUCAAACUGACUAGCCAUCCCAUAAGCAUCCAGUGCAAGCCAAAACUGUAUGAAAUCACAGGCUUCGUGAUGACGUCAUCCUAACAUUAUGCAGUCUGUAACUUCAUAAUGUCCCUUGUCCUCUCCUCCAACCUUCAGCAGCAUCCCACACGAGGGGGGUCCAUCUUAGCAGCAUUCAAGCUGCAAGAGACGUUUGAAGAAAAUGUGCUGUGUUUUAAGCCAAAUUUGAAGAAAUUGCUCAGAAGGGGGGGGGCUUCCUCCACGAGUCGAGCUUUGCUGUAACGGAACAUGGAAGGUUCCAUCCACUAGGGGGCACCCUGAGCUUAAAGAUGCAUUUGAUAGCCAAGUUCAACUUUGCAAUUAACCUGGUUUGUACGUUUUUAUGUACCCCACAUAUUUUUUUUCCUAACAAAGAGAUUUGGCUCAUUUGGUUAACUUUUUUCGGUGCAAUAAACGUUGCUGUACAUA